Molecule: messenger RNA, 3690 nt
Organism: Aedes aegypti (yellow fever mosquito)
Lineage: Eukaryota; Metazoa; Arthropoda; Insecta; Diptera; Culicidae
Product: bromodomain-containing protein DDB_G0270170
Exons: 5
Coding region: 415-2688 (757 amino acids)
Biological process (GO): positive regulation of cilium assembly; positive regulation of protein localization to cilium; regulation of cytokinesis
Cellular component (GO): centrosome; recycling endosome; midbody
Source: RefSeq, a predicted model, not a curated record
GUCAAAAUAGAAGAAAAAAUAAGUUUGAUGGGAGAAAAGUCCAAGUUCAACACAAAAAGAAAACGGCAGCAGUAAAAAUUUUGUGCAGAAAAUUACGUGCAUAUCGGUGGAUAUUUUUCCGUUUCUGUGAGUUUCGGGACAACUUUCCGAUGUUUGUGUAGUGUUUUGUAACUAGACAGGAAUUCGGUGAUUAGGAUUUUAGCUGCGUCCCGAAGAAAUUCGCAAUUACGUGUUUGUGUCUCUUCUCAGUCUUCAAUUUCGUCGACGACGAAAGAGUUUCCCUUUGGAUCCUAUUUGCAAGGAAUUGAAAAGCUAUAGCGAAAGUUCGCAUCAACAGGAACCCGAAAAUUGUAGAAUCGAUAGUCUGCGCCGCGACAACAGAAGGAAGAAAGGACAAAGUGUAGAAAUCGCGGUAUGGCAAAAGAUAACAACAAUAUCAACAUAGCGGACGAACUUUCCUCCUCUAGUGGUGGAAGCAAUAAAGCUUCGUCUUCUUCGGCUGAUGCCCUGAAACAGCAAGGCAACACUAGCAGACCAGCGACCACGACAACGGAUCAACAACCGUUGAAUUACGGUGGCAGAGCAGGAGGAGGGGGAGGAGGGAGAACUAAUGGAGUGCUGCUGGGAUCACAAUCAGCAGAUGGCGGAAGCGGUGGGGAUUUGCAGCAGCAGCAGACGACUACGACGAUAAACUUCCAAAGAUCGACGACCGGUUCCAGCGGCGGACCAGCAGACUCGGAAACUGGAGCAAUUCCAGAGCUACCACGUCGAGAGGAGAAUCCUUUCUCGUUCAAACAUUUUUUGAAACGAGAUUCAUCACUAGGUUCCGCGUCGGCUUCGUCCAGUGGAGUCACGUCGAACGGUACCAUCAUCAACCACAGUCGCAGCACUUCAAAUAUUAAUGGAAAUAAUCACAAUCUAGGCAGCUCUAGUUUUAACUCCCUUAACAAUAGUAACAACCUGAUCAACAACAACAACAUGGCCACCGGCAGCAGUAUUCUGAGCAGCACGGGAAUCUGCAAUGCGUCCGCAUCGCCAUCGAAAUCGGCCACGACCAGUUCCUUGCACAACACCAGCACAACCGGGGCGAAACCGAAAAUUCCUCAGUUCCAAUCGGUGAACACGUUGAGCAGUGAGUCUAAAAUGAAACGAUCGCCACGGUUUCCGUCCUUCGACUCGCAGUCCAGCUUAUCGGAUCUGGCCGAUGAUAAGUUCAUGAGCAACAUCUACCACAGUCGGAGCAAUAAUUCGUUCAAUUCGGACUAUCCUCUCGGGGGAGGUGGUUCCACUUCUGGUGGGUCACAAUAUGUGCAACGUUCGUAUUCUAACUACGACAUGGAAAGUCCAGGAUCGGCCGAUUCUCCCAGGUUAGCUGGGUCACAAAAUUUGCACAAUUCGCCAAAUUUCGGCGGGAGAAGUCGUGAAAACCUUGCCUCGACCCAUAGAUUAGGAACUUCAGAGUUUUCGGCCGCUCUGCCGGAUUUCGUGCAAGAUCAUUUGGUCAUGGAACAGUGGUACACUUUGGGUGGUUCACCAAAGAGUGUCUCGCCGGUUUCCGUGGACUUUGAUCAACUUCCAGAUUUCACCGUCAACAACCUAGAUGCGGAAGCAGGCGGUCGCGGUCAUGGUCCCAUCAUCAACGAUAUGCCAUUUGAUUUGACCUAUAACUCGGCACCUGCGGGAGGCGCCAAUCCUGCCUCAGGUGCUAAUCUCAAUUCAUCGAACCGAAACCGCACACCCCUGCGAAACACUUCACCUAAUGUUCCUUUGGACCUUCCACCGCAAAAUCUCGAUUUCUCAUUCGAUCUCCCAAGAAGGCGGGUCACUCCGCCGCCGGAGCUUCCUCCGGAUCUCACCGAUAACAACACCUCCGGGCCCCGGUCCGGAUUCUACUUUUCCGACAUGGAUCGGAAUCAUUCGCCACCUGCUUCGGGAUCGGCUGCCGAUAAAAUCCACCGCCUACCGGAUUUUCUAUCCGAUGGCCCUAUCCAUUCGUCCGGUCGGCUAGCGGACGUAACGCACGAUACGCCGCACUUCAACUCGCCAGAUGCCGAUGCCAGUCACCAUCAGCAGCGGUUGCAAAUCGAACGGCAGGAAAACGACCGGCUGAGGCGCGAAGUCGAGGACAAUCGGCGGAUCAUCGCUGAGCAGGCACGGAGGAUAAAGGAUCUGGAGAAGACGGUGGAAACGGCCAAGAGUAACGCUAGCUUGGCGCAAACCGUGGAGGGUUUCGAAGGGAACCUAGACAAGAGCUAUUUGAGAGCAACCACUGCCGAAACCCAAGUGAUAAAGCUGAGACAGAAGAUUAAGAGAUUAAAUGCGGAAAUUGAAACCCUCCGACAGGAGAACGACAUCCUUAAGGAGGAAGGUGCGGUCGGAGGAACUGGCGCGGGCGUCAGUGAUGGUGCAUGCGGAGGAGGUGCUCCCAGUGGAGUGGCAGGUAGCAGGGGCUUCAGCGCGGCGCGGCAUAAUUCUCGUCGCCCGUUUUCGCGCGCCCAAGAGCUUUCCCACGAGCUGCGACAGGCCGCAGCGUCGGCCGAAAGUAAUCUAAGGCAACUGUUGACCGGUGUGGACAACUUGAGAAUGAUGGCUAGUACAAUCGAAAAUAUCGAGCGUAUCGAUAUUACCCAUCCGGACGAUUUCCUCUCGGAUAGCGAUGACAACGAUCUCCUAGGACCGGCACUGUAAACAGCAAAAUGGUGGCGCAGCAUCUGAGUAAGUCCCCCUCUCUUCGUUUUCGUCGUAGUCAUUUUUCAAUUGUCCCUUGCCGAACACGAAAUUCUGAAUGACUCUUAUCCUGUGAUGUAUCAAGUUUUGUUUAGUUAUCGGUUUUUAUGAUUAUAUCGUCUGAUGGUAUCGACGGAUAUGAAGGCGGCAACAUGUGCAAAAGUCUAUCCGCUCGAUUCGUGUGACAAAAAGUCAAACUCAGGCGCGGAAAAUGAACAUAGUUUUAUGAAACUGCAGCUGCGUUCUACUAAUUUAUAGAUAUUAGGAUGCACAUGUUUAGAGUUAGCAGAAACGACAGAAAUGCCAACAGAGUGAAAAACAGUUAGUUUUGCAAUAUAAUUGUGAGUCCAAUUUUGUUUCAUAGCUAGAAUGUAUGAAAAUACGAAAAGGUAAAACUCAAAAAAUAUAAAUUAGCUUGCAGCAAACAAAUUAGGAAAACAAGGAACGCGCACAGCCAUAGGGAGAGAAGAUCAAGCUGAAGAAUCUUAACCGCUUCACCGGAUGUCUUUCCAUUUGCAUCACAUGCUCUAGUGGGGCCAGCUAGCUGAAUGAAGAAAAAGAAAACCCUACAGUAAAAGGUGGUCUGACGGUAGUGACAAGACUGACCGAUCGAGAGUAACGUUAUGAAAGCAACAGUAAAAUAUUUGAAUUGAGCUUUGAAAAUUUUUACCGUAACCGCAGAUCACAAAACAUAGAUACAUUUUUACAAAAACAUACAGAUAGACACACAGCAAAUGUGUUGAAACGAUAGACGAGUAAAGUACACUAUACCAACAGCAGCAACAUUCGCGCACCCUCUCUAGAAGCAUAUGUAUAACAGCAACCACUCAUAAACUCUAUAUAGCUAUAUAUUGUAAAUUAUGAAUGCCUACUCGUUGUCUAGGUUUUACGCAGAAUAAGGACAGGACAUGUAAAAAAGAAAAUCAAAGCUAUUAAUAAUGAUCUUUGUCGAACAAAAUUCAA